GUUGCUACAAGCCUCAGGAAAGAUCAGAUUACUUGAUGUUGGCAGCUGCUUUAACCCAUUUCUGAAGUUUGAAGAAUUUCUGACUGUUGGCAUAGACAUUGUACCUGCCGUAGAGAGUGUAUAUAAAUGUGACUUCCUGAACUUACAGCUUCAGCAGCCACUCCAGCUUGCACAGGAUGCUAUAGAUGCUUUUUUGAAGCAGCUGAAAAACCCUAUUGAUUCUCUUCCUGGAGAACUUUUCCAUGUGGUUGUUUUCUCUCUCCUUCUUUCUUAUUUUCCAUCACCUUACCAGCGAUGGAUUUGCUGCAAGAAGGCCCAUGAACUCUUAGUGUUAAAUGGUUUAUUACUUAUCAUCACACCUGACUCCUCCCAUCAGAACCGUCAUGCUAUGAUGAUGAAAAGCUGGAAGAUUGCUAUAGAGUCCCUGGGCUUUAAACGCUUCAAGUAUUCAAAGUUUUCACAUAUGCAUCUGAUGGCAUUUAGGAAAAUUUCUCUAAAAACCACAAGUGACUUGGUCAGUAGGAACUACCCAGGGAUGUUAUAUAUUCCUCAAGAUUUCCACAGUGUAGAAGAUGAGGAAUAUUCUAACCCUUCAUGCUAUGUUCGAUCAGAUAUAGAAGAUGAACAACUAGCGUACGGUUUCAUGGAGCUCCCUGAUGCUCCAUAUGACUCAGAUUCUGGAGAAAGUCAAGCCAGCUCUAUUCCUUUUUAUGAGCUAGAGGAUCCCAUAUUACUUUUAAGUUAAUAUAAAAGCAUAAGGCCCUUUCAGUCCAGGCUCCUAAACUAAUUGCUUACACUAAUCGGAAAUACUAACAUGAACUCAGUACUUAAAACCUGGUUUGCAUAGAAGAAAUGCAAAGGUUUACAGAGUUUGCUAUUUUUUUCUACUUCUCAAUUUUAAAAUUUAUUCUUAUAUAGAAAGCUUAAAGCUUCAUGCAGAGUGACUCCUGUCAUAGCAGAAACCACUGUUCCUUUAGCAUUUAGCACUAAGAUAUCAUAGAAAGGUACCUUUUUUCUUUAGUGCUAUUGUGAAAAAUGAAGCAUAAUUUGCUAUAUAUUUUUCUUUUCAACUUUUCAAUGUUGACUUUAAACCAUUGCAAUGAGAAACUUUAAGAUAUGUAGAAAGCUGUAGAUUGCACUUUGAUGACUCAAGUUAAAUGUGACACAGAAAUAGAUCGGUUUAGUUGUUUUGUGAUGCACUUAUCUUUUUCUUUGUUUAACUAAAUUGUUAUGUUACAGAAGGCCAUUUUCUGUUCAUUUUUGUCUGAUCUAGUAUUUUCUGAACUUUUUGGAAUUGGUGAUAAUUCUUUUUCUUCUUCCUGCUCAUUUGGCAGCAUCAGACAUUGGGGGACAGAAUUCCCCCAAAGUAUGUAUUCUAAUUUCAUUAGCCCUAUCCAAAAAACACCAUUGCCAAAGUAGUAUUUUCAUAACCUUCUUGUUGAUUUGGGCCUUGGUGUUAAGUAUAUUUAUCUGUGAGAGUUCACUUUUACUUUUUUUAAAUUUAGGUUUCAUUUACGAAAUGUCUUAUUUAAGCAAGGAACAAUGUAAUACUCAAUACUGACCUAAAACACCUUUGUGAAAGGGUUUGCACUUGGAAAAGAGUUUAUGCUCUAUCGAGACCAGCUUUGAUAAGGUCCUCUCCUUUCCAUUAAGGAGGUGCUGCACUAUGAGUUUGGAAUUAUAUAGAAAAAUCUAAAAUUAACCCUCUGCAGAUAAUCUCAUAAAAUGUUUUUGACCUUUUGGUAUCCUAAUUUCUAUCUAAACCCUAUCAGAAAAUUUUCUUUGAGUAUAUCAAUCAUUAGUUGGCUGUGGGAAUUUUCCCUUUCCACAUUAAUAAAUGCCUUUCUGUGUUUCUGAAUCAGAAGCAAGUGAUUAAGGAGAAAUAUAUGUCCAACAAGACAAGAUUAGUUUAAACAGAUAAAAACAUUUAGUCCACAUUGUCUUGUCAGCCAGCAAUUGUCAUGUAAACUAUCAUUUUUAAGACUGCCACUGUGUGGAUUUUUUUUUCAAGUGGUUAUUACAUUUAAAUUACCUCAUACUGAGGUUUUUGCACUGAAAUAUCACAGUUUCAAAUUUCCCGGUUAAUGAUGUGUGUGUGUGUGUGUGUGUGUGUGUGUGUGUGUGCGUGUUUUUAAAGGAAACUCGCAUUUUCAAUAGUUGAUUCUAAAUUUCAUAAACUGCACUUCUUUACUCUGGUAAAUCUGAUGUUUUUGUGCUUAUUGUGAAUUGUCGUAGUUAACUUUGAAUGUCAGACUUUAUUUAGAAAUACAAAAUGUAUCCUUUAAGAUAUAAAUGGUUGAGUAUGUAUACCUGAUAUUUCAAAUAAAAUUUCACAUGUUAAAUUAAUGAAAGUAACAAGAUUGUAAUUAACCUUUAAAAAAAGUCAGUUGACUAAAUGCAAUAAGUAUUGGUUGCUCAAAUAUUCCAGAAGUAACUUGAAAUUUUUCAUUUACUUUCAAUAGCAUGAGAUUCCAUACUAAUUAGGAUUGACUUUUUCCAUUUAAGCACUACAGGAUUAUGUCCUGUAGCUCUCUCAAGAGAGGAAAAAUUAAAAGUACUGUGUUUAGGAUAAUAAAGAACUGUGUUUUGGUAUACCUCUUUUACCAUACUGUUUGAUUUUUGAUUUGGCUAAAUGUGAUCUUAAGAGCAAAGAAAAUAAUACACCAAAUGUUAGUGCUUUGAAAGUAAAUGAAAACAGUGCUUUUGAAAGGCUGGUGUAAGUAUGACCUUGGAGUCAGCCUUUGUGUUACAGCUAAAAUGUUGGUGCUAUAUUCUUCUGAUUGUUUACAGAUGUUGAUUCUGCUUAUGCUCCAAAGUGUGCAUGAUGUAUUUUAAGUAGUACUUUAAAGGAAAGUCUCUUUAUAAAACCUACUCCCACUUAGUAUAGAUUUGUUCAAAUUUAUAUCAUUUGUUACUGUAAAUUCAGCUUAUUUAAAUUAGGUCGGCACAAGAAUUAAACCAAUACACAUUCCACCAAAGCCAAUUCAGUGUAUAAGUGAAGUAUAAGCAGUCAUUGCAGUGUACUGCCAGAUCAUGUGUGUGAUGACAAGAGAAGUUAAUCGAGCCUUCUAAUCCUGAAUGGGUACUCUUAAAAAUGGUUUUAUUUGGAUAUAAAUAAGAGGCCUCCUGUCAUUCACAGCAGGUUCUCCAAAAUAAUUUGAUGUUUCAAGAACAAAUGAUAAUCAUUUGGUUGAAUUCUUCAGGAUCAUGACUAGAUCCAUAUGGUUUUACCAUAGUUGCCAAGUAGUGGGAGGUAGCAUACCUGAAAAUGUAUGUUUGUGUUUGUUGUAUUUUUUCACAUUUUGUGAACAAAGCACAUUUAUUAAAAAUUUUAAAUUUUCUA
Messenger RNA from Carlito syrichta (Philippine tarsier), 3343 nucleotides. It is a transcript of the gene BMT2, whose product is annotated as base methyltransferase of 25S rRNA 2 homolog. The annotation marks the transcript as partial. The transcript is spliced from 2 exons. The record is from RefSeq and is a predicted model, not a curated record. Gene Ontology annotation, biological process: negative regulation of TORC1 signaling. NCBI's taxonomy places the organism in Eukaryota, Metazoa, Chordata, Mammalia, Primates, Tarsiidae.